Molecule: messenger RNA, 1828 nt
Organism: Pocillopora verrucosa
Lineage: Eukaryota; Metazoa; Cnidaria; Anthozoa; Scleractinia; Pocilloporidae
Product: mitochondrial inner membrane protease ATP23 homolog
Biological process (GO): mitochondrial protein processing; mitochondrial proton-transporting ATP synthase complex assembly
Molecular function (GO): metalloendopeptidase activity
Source: RefSeq, a predicted model, not a curated record
CCACAAGAGGUUAUGUGACACUCGAUUUUGGGAAGUCCCCAAACUGUUUUCUCAAUUUUGCACAAAUCCAUCUGGGUGCUGUUGCAAGUCUGGUUUCUAGGAUCCGUCGUGAAAAAUGACUUUGCCAGGGCACACGCUUCUUGUCUCACUUUUGGUAAGCGACAAGACGAGGAAAAAGUUAAGGACGACACUUCUUGAACUGAAAGCGAUGGACAAGCAGAAUAUGUCUUGUUCCUUGUAAGUUUCACUUGCUUCAGUUGGUAACGCAAUUUUUUCUGCCAUUCUAGGAGGGAAUUCCAUUUGCGACGCGACUCUGAUUGUUGUGCUAGAUGGUCAGAUCCUUCCAGGAAUAAAAAUUGAUAAAUCAGAACUGUAGCGAUCACGAAUGCCAGCGAAAGGAAGAAAAAAAGUAACGACCUUUUUGCGUGACGAAAUGUACAGAAAAACACAGCUGGGGGAAAACAAGGACGAAACAUGAGGAAGGAACAACAAGGCAUUAGACUGUUCUCGACAUCAGUGAUGAGAAUUAACAGCUACGCCUGAAAUGAGCUCAAAAUAAUAGACAAUACACCUGUCCUUGAAAAGAAACCACACAAUAUACAGAAAACAAUCGUCACUUUAAAACAAGAUCAUACGAGUCUGCACGUUUGUCAUCAUGAAAGUGAAGUGAGCCCGCGAAAUUUACCGCAUGUCAGUUCAAUUCGUCAUGGCGGAAUAUAUGGAACGUGGUGAGGAAUAUCAAAGAAAGAUUUCCACUGAAUCAAACUCCAGAGCGCACCGAAAAUGCAAAGAGAAACUUGACAGAUCCUGUCGAGAAUCGCCAUAUGUGAAGUUUAUGUUAAAGGCCAUGAGUAACCUAGGGUGUGAAGUGGAUCCAGAAAGACAUAUGGUAUGUGAACCAUGUGACCCAAAGCUGAUUGGAGGAUUUGAUCAUGAUACAAAGGAGAUGUUUUUAUGCGAGAACACAAUCUACACCCAAAAAGCAAUGGACACCGUUCUCACUCAUGAGCUGAUCCAUGCAUUCGACAACUGCAGAGUCAAAUACAAUCCAGACAAUGUGCGGCAUUUAGCUUGUACUGAGAUUCGGGCAGCAAACCUUAGUGGAGAUUGCUUUUUCUCAAGGGAGGCAUUUGGACGAUUCAAAUUCAGAUGGAAAGCUCAUCAGCAGGAGUGUGUCAAAGAACGUGCAGUAAAAUCUAUGUUAUGUGUUAGAGACAUAUCCAAAGAGGAAGCUCAGGAAGUUGUAGAGAGUGUUUUUGAUGCAUGUUUCCAUGAUACAGAACCAUUUGAGAGAAUUCCUCCCUGACUGGUGUACAGCUUCAGAAUAAUAAUAUCCAUGGACAAAAACAAGAACUAAAUUUAUUUCUAAUGAUGGAAAAGACAUGCAAGGCAUGUGAAUUUCAGAAGGAAACUUCAUAUUUUGUAAAUGUUGAACUUUUUGAGACUGUCUUUAAAGAGAUUAAACCCCACAAAACAUCAGCAUAGUAUACCAUUUCAUGGAAGAGGGAUAAAAAGAGGCUAACUUUCAGUCCAGGAUUACCACUAAGUGCUCAAUGACAACUGGUGCCUGAAGUCUGGAUAACAAGUUAUAAACUAAGCAAUCUCUUUUAAUACCGCCCCAAAACUAAGUAUAACUAAGUCAAGGAAAAAUACUCAAAAGCCUUGCCUUCAAUGUUACAUUCACAGUGGUUUUGACAAUUAAGACUCAAGACAAAAAGCCAAGGAGGAGGGUACAGUGCAUCUGCACCCCCCCCACCCCCUUAAGGGAGUGGCAAAGUGGCACCCCUUAUGUUCAUUUAAGUAGUGAGGACACUUACUGUAUCAAGUU